Psilocybe cubensis is the source of this 777-nucleotide messenger RNA. RefSeq lists its product as uncharacterized. The transcript has a single exon. The record is from RefSeq and is a predicted model, not a curated record. Lineage: Eukaryota; Fungi; Basidiomycota; Agaricomycetes; Agaricales; Agrocybaceae. Bases 1 to 777 code for a protein of 258 amino acids.
AUGGAUUCAUUUUUUAACCUCCGAGAAAUUCACUUCAACGAAGUACGUGUACAAUACAACCCCGACAUGGUUGACACCGUGGUAGUGCACCAUGAAUUACGAAUACUUUGUGUAACAUCCUUACGCGAAUACAGUCUUGGAACCCUCUUCUGCAGUCUCAGCACCCCUGGGCUUCAAACCUUGGACGUAAAGGUGCAGGAAAACUCACCGGAACUAUUCACCGAGAUUUUGACCCCUUUCCUUCAACAAUCCCACUGUCAUCUAACAGAGCUCUUCUUAACAAUCACUCUCGAGUCUGAAGAUGAGCAACAAUUAAUACACUUUCUAGACGUUAUACCCACUCUACAAAAACUCCACAUCAAAGACCCUUUUUGGACAACUGCUGGUUUGGGAGCAUCUUUCUUUGAUGUUUUGCGCCUCCCUUCAGACAACACUACAGCGUUCCGUUUGCCCGUACUGGAGAUAUUCACUUAUGAAGGAAAACUUUCAACAGGAUGCCUUGAGAGUAUGAUGAAAUCCAUGCUCUCCAGGACCAAGGCUUUCACGAUUCCUUCUGGUUCUGUGACGAUGAAAACGUUCACAGUCAAAUCUAAUCUAUAUGAACCCACCUACAAUGAAUACUUAACUACAGAUUCUGGGCUACCCUUGGGAUUAAUGACAGAGGCCCUCGAUGGCUGGAUGGACAAGCAGGUACUCGAUGAUGUUGUUAAAUGCACCCAGGCCAGAACCUUUAAAUUUAUGGAUCGAAAAGGAGUUGUAUGGGUGCUUUCCAAUUGA